AAUUUUACAAACAAAAAAAAUGCAAAAGGUAGAAAUAAUGUUUUAAUAUUAAGAACGAUUAUGGUUUUGGUGGAGAUGAAAAAGUAAAGAAAAUAGAUAAUGAACAUUAUGAUGAGGCAAUUGAAUUGAAAGAUGAAGAAGAUGAGGAAAUUGUUAGUGGUGAAGAAGAUGAAGAUUAAUGUAGUGCUUUUAAAUUCUAAUCUAAUAGAUUAAGCUGGAGCUAGAGGUGGUCAAUAAGCUGCAUAAAGUGCUGGAUUUUAAGAUGGAAAGGUUCCAUUACCUGCUGGUGCUUAUAACCCAAAUGAUUAUUCAAAUUUAUAAGUAGGUGCAGAAGUUAAAUAAUUAUUUGAGUACAUAGCUAGGUAUUUAGAAAUCUUUUAAUUUUAGAUACAAAGCUCCCUAAAUGGUUUUGGAUGCUAAAUUAAAACCAUUCAUUCCAGAUUAUGUACCAGCCAUAGGUGAAGUUGAUGCAUUUAUCAAAAUGCCAAGACCUGAUGGAUAGCCUGAGACACUUGGUUUAGUUACAUUAGUAAUCUAUUUCAAUAAAUUUUAGGAUGAACCUGCUCUUAAUUAAUCUAAAAAAGCUAAAUUAGAUUUAUUGAUGAGAGAAUAUGUCAAAGUAGCAAAUAGAGGAAAAAAUACUACCAUACAUGCCAUCGAAAAUGCUGACAAAAAUCCUAAAGAAAUUACUGCCUGGAUUAAUGAUGUGGCAGAAAUACAUAAAAAAAAAUAACCUCCAUCAGUUUCUUAUUCUAAAAUUAUGCCUGAUAUAGAAGAAUUAAUGCAGGUUUGGCCUUAAGAAAUUGAAGAUCUAUUUUAAAACACUUAAUUGCCUGGAGACAAUAUUGAUUUGGGUUUAUAAGAAUAUUGCUAAUUCUCUUGCAAUUUAUUAGAUAUUCCUGUUCAUCCUAUUAAUAACAAUAGAAAUAUUAUAGAGUCUUUACAUGUUUUAUUCACAUUAUUUUCAGAAUUUAAGACUAAUCAGCAUUUCAGACAAAACAAUGAUGAAAUUUAAUGA
Molecule: messenger RNA, 1018 nt
Organism: Paramecium sonneborni
Lineage: Eukaryota; Ciliophora; Oligohymenophorea; Peniculida; Parameciidae
Source: the annotation of a GenBank genome assembly